This is a messenger RNA of Pestalotiopsis fici W106-1, 1542 nucleotides long. RefSeq lists its product as uncharacterized. NCBI's taxonomy places the organism in Eukaryota, Fungi, Ascomycota, Sordariomycetes, Amphisphaeriales, Sporocadaceae. The record is from RefSeq and is a predicted model, not a curated record. Gene Ontology annotation, molecular function: 2 iron, 2 sulfur cluster binding; molybdenum ion binding; pyridoxal phosphate binding. Bases 1 to 1542 code for a protein of 513 amino acids. Gene Ontology annotation, cellular component: cytosol. The transcript is spliced from 3 exons.
AUGGAAGUACUCGCUGUCAGUCGCUCGAUUCCUAAAGAGUAUGAGUUGCGUGGGAUGAAGAUUUCUACUUCCAUCAUUCAUGAUCCUUUGACUUCAAAAAACGACUCCAUUGAACUAUAUGACAACGGCGUGGUAGGGAAUGAGACAGCUGCUCAUGACGGACCCGUGUAUGCAUUCUUUGCAGAGAAUUACGACUAUUGGUGCUCUAAACUUGGCGUUGAUCGUCCAUCAUGGGACUGGUGCCACUGGGGAGAGAAUAUUACAUUCAGGCACAAGGAACGGGUUUUUCUUGAAGAUGACAUUCACCUUGGUGAUGUAUGGAAAAUCGGUACAUCCGUAAGGCUCGAGGUCUGCGGCUCACGUAUCCCCUGCUCCAAGCUGGCUUGGAGAUGUGGCCAGAAAGAUCAGUGGCUGAAGCCAUUGGCAGACACUGGGCGCACUAUUUAUGAUCAUGAAGCAAAUAUCGCAAGAGACCAGCUCAAUCGUGGAAAGGCUGCCUGGAAAGGAUGGCGAGAUCUGGAGGUCUUUCGGGUGGCGGAGGAAGGGAAUAAAGUCAAGUCAUUCUACCUCAGACCCUUGGACGGAGUACCGUUGGCAAACUACCUGCCUGGUCAAUUUCUCUCAAUUCAACUCCCGGACAGGAGAAUACGCAACUGGACCAUCUCGGAUUUCCCAGUGCGCGAUAGCCCAACCUAUUACAGAAUCAGCAUCAGCAAAGUUAAUGAGGCAUCUUUGUGGAUGCACGAGCAAUGCAAGGUUGGCUCCAUCCUUUCUUCGCGGUCUCCCGCGGGCCAAUUCUUUCUCGAUUGGACACAGGAAUUACCGUUCCGGCAGGUUUACGUGUCUGCGGGAAUCGGGAUCACGCCGAUGCUUGCAAUGAUGAAGGCACAUUCCAUCCAUCCGAAGUACAGAAAGACGCCAGCCGCUUGGGUCCACGUGACCAAAGACAGCAGCGCCCUCAAUUUUAGUGGUGAACUUUCAAAGUUGGACCAUCGUUUCACGCGACACUUGUUCUUCACAGACCCCUUGGAGUCAGACAGGAGAGGCCUUGACUACGACUAUACUGGGCGGCCUGAUGCUGCCACUAUGACUCGAAUUCUGGGUGCUCCUUAUCAUUGGGCCCCCCUCAGUGAUAAAAUAUUGAUAUUGGACGCAAAGAUGUCGACAUAUCACAUAUGCGGACCGGCGGCCUUUGAGUCGUUGAUCAAGGAAUGUCUGAAGAGCGCCCAAAUUCCAGCUCCCAUGAUCAAGAGCGAAUCAUUCUCACGAGCCGGCGCCGCCACAGGUGAACUGAAGACAGCAAAAGUGCGCUUCUCCAAAUCUGGCCUCUGUGCGAAUUGGAGCCAAGACAAACCGCAGUCUAUUCUGGAGCUGGCAGAGUCCGUAGGAUUGAAGCCGGACUACGGCUGCCGGGUCGGAGCUUGUGGGAGUUGUGCCGGCAGAGUUACUUGUGGAUCCGUUAAUGGGGGGAUCCAGCCGGACGGGACCAUUCUGACAUGUUCAGCGAUGCCUGCCUCUGAAAUGGUGGAGCUCGAGUGGUGA